This is a messenger RNA of Leptosia nina, 1770 nucleotides long. Lineage: Eukaryota; Metazoa; Arthropoda; Insecta; Lepidoptera; Pieridae. The record is from the annotation of a GenBank genome assembly.
AUGUCUUGCUUGAAGGAAGAACGGGCGCCUAUACGACCUAUAAAAACAUUGGAUAUUAUAUUUCGACGCCGCUAUGUUCCAAAUACUCAGCACUACUUUACAAACAGAAUUAAGGCUAUUAAAAAGGAAGAAGGCAAAAUGAAACCGUCCCGUCCCUUCCGAGUCCCGAGAUCUGAAAAAUUACUUUCCUAUAUAAAAUACAGCGAUCGUAAUGAAAAGUUAAUCACGCGACGAAGACUGUCCCAACCACUACAUUUAAAAGAUAAUUUGAGAAUCGCAGCUACGAGAGAUAUCUCCGAACGACUAUAUCAAGAGGCACCACCGGACGAUAUUGAAACAGUCUUGAAAAUUCACCCAGAGUUUUAUACAGUCAUCGAAGGUCGACCUUUACGUGCUUUUGACGAUAUAAAAGUAUACGUCAGCAACAUUCGUAACUAUGCAAUGAAUCGCCAGCAAAUUGGCUACAGAAGGGAUUUAAUUCUAAAAAUAGAUCAAAGCUUAUCAGAAGAAACGGAACAAUAUGACAAAAUUGUCUUAAAAUUAAAACAGCAUAUAAAAAACUUUCAAAAGUUUUUAACCGAAGAUUACAAACAAGCAUGCAGUAAGGUAGCUAAAACUGAAAUGGUUUAUGGUGAGUUGGCAGCGAAGAAUUCGGAGUUCCUGGGAUACGUUUCGAAAAUCACUCUAUUAAACAAUAUUUUGUUUAAGUAUGACGCUAUUAGGAGUGUUUUAAAAACAUACAGAAGUUAUUUAAUCUUUGUUGCACCUCUUUCUUGGAGACAAAAAUAUGACGAGACUUUAAGAGAUAGAAUUCAAUCAAUACAAUUUGAAGAGGGUGAAUUCGCCACAGACAACGAUUUGGUUGAAACAAUGGACAUAGAUAAAAUGAUCGAAGUUGCUAAGCAGGAAUUACAGAACCCUCUUCCAGCUAGCAUGUACUUCAAACGCCCUGAGCAAAUGAUGUAUUUGUUCAGAAUAAUGGAAUUGCAAAGUAGGGAAUAUUUAAUACAACUUUCGAAAACUGAUGCGCCUUUUAGAAUCCUACAGGACCGUAUAAAACAAUUGAAACUAGUAACAAAACAGGAAUUAGAUCAUUUUCAAUAUUACAUAAAUUUCAUAAAUAACGAGAUAGCCCGAGAAAACUUUAAUGAGAAUUAUUUAAGAGACAAGUUUUUCCGGAUUCUGAGUACGACAUUCUAUGACAGUGUCGCUAGUCCGAGUACACUGAAAUUGCGCAUAUGCAUCGAGUAUGUAUAUGAACAAAUUUAUGGAAAAUGUGAAGAGGGGCAUCAGAGUAUACAAGAUCCAAUGAAAAUUCUAGAAGUUAUGUACGAAGACUAUAAUUUACGCCUCGACUCUCUCGACUUUAAGAUAGUCAAUCAAGCUCGUAGUGACUUCUUUGCUCAGGAUCUUAAGACAAUGACAAACGCAUACAAAGCGCAACGAGAGUUACGAGCAUUUAGGGAAAUGACAAACGCUAUGAACAAAGCCUUUUUACCACCGGCAAAAUACACUAGGCCGGUAUUCAAAAAGUUUUUGGACAGAAAAAGUAGAAUGGCAUUAGCGAUCCAGGAAAAAAGAAAGUCUCAACUCAUGAGCGGAGAGCGACCUAAACCUAAGAAGUAUAAAAUAACCCCUGAAGAAAAAGAAGGAUUACUUUUCUUCACUAAUUGGUGUGAAGGCACUAAUCCUGCUCCGUAUCUAGAAGAGUACUAUAAAUAUGUGAAAACUGCCUUUGAAUGGGUCCCUCGUAAAUCAGUAAUGCCUUAA